CCAGGAGUCCCCACCCCAAAACCCCCAACGUAUCACAUGAUCCGUACCACACUUUUGGAUGAGUUUGAUGUGGAAGUCCAAAAGUGUGUGAAACCUGUCCUCGCUACUGCAGCUACCUACGGUUGCACGAUAAUGACAGACGGUUGGACCAACAUUCGGGGCCAAACGUUGUGCAACUAUCUCGUCGGCACUACACGGGGCGCCACAUAUGUCGCGACAGAUGUUAUGCGAGGAAAGAAGGAUGCCACUGCUCUGGCGCAGGCUUGGCUGCGAAGGUUGAAGUCCCUUGACAUCAAGCUCGCUGACAUCACCGCUUUCGUCACAGACUCUGCUAGUUCGAACGUUUCUGCGAUGRAGGUGUUCCAGAAGGAUGAGAGUGUCAAGCACAUCUUCUGGAUUCCUUGUGUGGCACACGUCAUGGACCUCAUCCUUGAGGACAUCGGCGGCAUUGACUGGGUGGCGACCCGCAUUGCUCAGGUGCGUUUGGUCACAAAGUUUUUCAAGCGUCAUAGCCGCGCUCGCGAAGUUUUGCAAGCUUUCACGACGAAGGCUCUGCUGCUUCCCGCCGAGACUCGCUUCGGUACGUAUGUGAUUAUGAUGCGACGACUUCUUCUGCUGCAAUCGCAUCUUAUGCAGGUGGUCGUUGAUGAUCGAUGGAAGGACACUGUUUGGUCAACGAAGAAGAUUCGAGACGACGCCGCGGAGGUCACAGCAUGUGUCGGUGGAGUUUCAUCCACUCCAAAUCUCAUAACAGAUUGGAGGUGGCGCGGGCCGAGAAGCUCGUGCGAUGCCAUUGGAACCUUCGGCUCCUCGACAGGCAGGCUAUGUCGGACGAUGCUCCCAGUGACAGGCCACAUCCGUAUGGGAGCUGGGAGGAGGUGUCGUGGCGGCGGUUGCGGAGGUGGUCGUCGGGGCGGUCGCGGGCGAGGCGGGCGUGGAGGUCCUGGCGGGAGGCGUAGUGUCGCGAGUCGUGGAAGGGCAGUGGACGAGCUAGUACGCAAGCCUCGACAGCGAUGGGGGGAGGGAGACUUUUUGUACGAGAGCUCGUCCAGCGAUGACGAGGAUUUCUUCGGGAAUGGUAGGCCUGCACAGGAUGGCGACAGCGAUUUCGACGACCGUCACCCGAACGUGGGCGACGACGAUGGCGCCAGUGGCGAUGAUCACGGUGACGGAGGAGAUAGGCCACGACCUGCACAUGGUGACACGAUGCRCGCYGACRGGGCAGGGGGCGAGCACCGCACARCAGUAGAUGACGCUCGAGAUGGAGUGCAUGAUGAUGGUUCACGACCUGUCUCGGGCGGUGACCUGAGGCGCUUGAAACGCGGACCAAGGGAAAAAGACACUAUCGCUUCAUGUGUGCGCAAACGUCAUGGUGGGGUUGCUAGCAUUCCACUAUCACGAGCCCCCGCAACUGGGCAGAUUUCAGUUUCUGAGGACUCUUUCAGCGAUCACGGCGGCGAGGAGCGGAUCGAGGGAAAGACCAGUCCUCUCCCGGCAGUGCGGGACGAGGGUUCUGUCGGUGCACUGCAUCCACUCAUGUCUGCCGGAGCGGCAGUCUCAAUUGCAGCGACCUCGGAUGUGGGACAACCACUGGCAGCGGCGGAGCAAGAAAGUAUGCUCCCACCUCGCAGUGUUCAACCGCGGCCACCGCCUGCAUUGAUGGAGGGGAGUCAGGGGACCGUUGUUGUGUGUCAAGGCGACGAUCUCCCGRAACGUGAUAUCUCACACACUCCCGCAGCCGAGCAAAGCGCCGCAGACCAUGUCGGCCUCGCAUGCCCCACCGACAGUCUUCCGGGUACCGGCGAGUUACUGACCAUGGACUCUGCGCUCGUUUCUCUACCGGACUUUUCGAUGUUGAUAUCCCCAGGUCUACCCCAUGUGUCACCGCCCAAGCCACAACAGCCUGUUGUCAUGGAGCGUGGAUCGGACGGGUUUGACGUGGCAGGAGGUGAUAUCGCCGAUAUGAUUACGAGCCCAAUGGUGUCUGCCACGCCCACAAUUUUUCGUGUUGGCAAACUACGCGAGGUGGCCCUUGGUUUGGCGGAGACGGCGACGCGACACUGCCGCGACGGUCAGCGCAGCAUCGCACAACGCAGUCUUUCUCAUUCGUUUGACGGCGCAGAGGAAGGGUCUCCUGGUGGUGGCGCGGACGCGACAGAACAGCUUGUGGUUGGGUCAUUGGCGACAGCACGGCGCGACAGAGCCACUGUUUUGCCGACAGUGGCAUUCUAUGCCAGCGGGAAGAGUACUGGGGGGAUGGAUGAGCAGGGAGUCCGGAAUGUUGGCAGACCAUCUGCACCAUCUAUGGGGAAACGAUCCAUUGGGAGUGUGGAUGGUGCUCGACACACCGCCAUGGCAGAGUUUGAGGACCGACACGGGAGUGCUUUGCCGACGAAGACGUCUGAUGUCCAUGCUACGAGAUCCGCAAAGGCAAGCCUUUCUCAGGCAAGGAAGAAGGCCUCGACAAGGAAGGCGUCACGUUCAUCCUCACAUAUGCGUUCCCGAGAGAGAGGAUCGGGCGUUGUGCAUCUCGAGGACGGAGAGAUUGCACCUGACGGCGACGCAUUGGAUGUUGGAGGGAGGGAUGCGACGACGACAGAUAUCGUCGGCAGGGAGGGCACCGGGAAUGCAGUGGCAGGUCAGAAGAGACGCGGCAGUGUACUUAUCGUCCACGACGACAGCACAGAUGUCGCCCCGGGAGAGACCACAGACACUGAUGAUGCAGGGGACUCCGAUUACGUACCCAAACCACGGGCGGCAGAUGGAGAUGAUGGAGGAGGGCGACGAGUGAGAUCGAGGACACGACUCGGGCCGCAAGGGCAGCGAGCACAGGGCACACCAUCGGCGAUGAUUCCUGCCCCCAUAGAUCGGAGAGCUCAAGCGCAGCGGUUGCUGCGCAAAAUGGAGGCCACUCUUCAACUGACGCACGGAGAUGAAUAUUAUAAACGGAGAAACGACAGUAAAACUAGGACUGGAGGUAGGUCGAUUGUGUCCCUCAUCGACCUCUACUCCGGCUACGAUCAGUUUUCAGUCUAUCCGGCAGAUCGUCCCAUCACGGCGAUGCACACGCCAAGGGGAUUGGUCCAUAUGAAUGUUGCGCCGCAAGGAUGGACCAAUGUUGUGGCCAUGGUGCAACGGAGCAUGAUUAGGGUUAUGCAGCCAAUCAGGCCUCAGAUCACCGAGCUGUACAUAGAUGAUCUUGCAGUUAAGGGCCCGAUUGAGAAGGAUGAGUCAGAAUUAGAACGGAUCCCUGGGAACAAGAAGAGGGCGGACGGCAUGAGCAGAAUUGAGUGGGGAAAUCAAGGGGAAUCUAAUGAAGAAACGCCUCCGGUAGAUGGAUUUUUGGAUGAAGGGGAAGGCAUGCGAACUCACGUGAACUGUUGGUUCAUGUUUGUCGAAAGUAAGGAGAUGAGGAGAGGGAAUCCAAUAUGGCAUCCACCGCCUGAAUUUAUGAGAGAACCUUCUCUGAUACUCACACCAUUGGAAGAAGAGAACUCUUGGGGAGAGCGAAAUACGGAGUGGAUGAUGGAGUUAGCUCUAGCAGAAAAUUAUAGGAUAAUGGAUGAGCCGCUAACGAUCGAAGUAGGAGUCCAACAGGGAGACGAUCAGGUGGCCAUGAUGGGAAGAAUGUACUACCUGACAAAUUCGCUGUUGCAAGUCCAAGUGAAUGAUGAAAGAGGAAUAGUGAAGGUCGAUGAAAUAGUUAUUGGUGAUGAUUACGAGUUCGAUGAAGGGAAGGAAGGAGAGUUUGAACAAGAGGAGAUUUCAGAGGAAUUCAGGGAAGAGGAGUAUGAUGAAUUUUAUUUAGAAAUGGGGUUGCUCCUCUCAGGAGAUAAAAGAGAGAGAGAAGUGAGUGAAAAGACUCUCAGGAUGAGAGACCACUAUGUGGUAAGAGGUGACCACUUGUUCAUCAGAGACAAGAGGGGGUCACCGCGACGUGUCGUAUGUGGGAGGAAUCGUCAGAUUGACAUAGUAACUGCAAUGCACGAUGGGAUAGUCGGAGGACAUCGGAGUUUCGCAGCUACUUAUAAGAAGGCGAUGGAGUACUACUACUGGGAAGGAAUAUUUGAGAUUACGCGUGACCCUUGGAAAGAAGAGGCCAUAGCGCAGAGAGGAGCAGUGGCAGGACCCUCUGGACCUGCCUUGAGAAAGGGAGGGCAGAGGAGGGGUCAAAGAGUCUCAAGGAACCUGGAGGAGCUGCCCAUUUACAGGGUAGGAGACAGCCUGCGAAUUUUUCUGCGAGACCUUGAACAGUACGCAUUCAGGAGAGAAUGGGGUGACAGGGAGAAGAUUGCGAAUGUAAGUGGAGCAGGAAUGUACAAGAGGAGGAUUGAAGGAGUGGUGGCAGGGUGCACAAGGUGGAAAGUAUGCAAGGAGAGGUUAUGGAAAGCCAUAGGGGCCUUCCCAAUGGACGAUGUGGAGGAUGACUUAAGGUUUGAUGAAACCAAUCUGGAGGACUUUAUCGAAAGCUUGCAGCUGACCGCAGAGAGAGGCGAGUGAAACAAAGAGGAAAGGAAGAAACAGCUGAUCGCAAGAUCAGAAAAG
Messenger RNA from Chara braunii, 4545 nucleotides. NCBI's taxonomy places the organism in Eukaryota, Viridiplantae, Streptophyta, Charophyceae, Charales, Characeae. The record is from the annotation of a GenBank genome assembly.